AUGGCCGUUGUCGUGCUCCACGGACCCCGCUUACUAGCAGCUAGUCAUCUAGACGGAAAUUCCCCCUCUGAUGUAUCUGAAAUGAGUCUCCACAGUCUUGACAUGCAAUUCAUCGUUAUGCCGCGGCUACAGGAAAGCCGUACACCUCCAUUUGACACCGUAGGUGAAUUCAUUGAGGCAUUUCGACAAAUGUUUGAGGGCGUGGAAUUUAUGCAUAAGAAUUUUGUUGCGCACAACGUUGACCAUUCCCAGAGAUAUCAACAUCUCGAACUAAAUACAGUGGUUUCGCGUCGCAUACCACACGUACCAGGUGUUGGCCUCGCUAUUAUAUCAUUGAUUUUGGGUAUUCUCGUCGGCGAUAGGUCUGUGCCAGAGCUUCAGAAACUCAGUACCGACCCGUCUGCUAGGUUGAAUCCGUUCCCUUUUGAUGUUUACUGCUUGGGGAACAUCAUGCGUAAAGAUUACAGGAUAGAUUUAUGUCCACCUCUGCAUUUUCUUCUUCCUCUUGUUAGUGAUAUGACUCAGGAAGAGCCUUCGUCGCGGCCAACAAUGAGCGAGGCUUCAUUGCGUGCCCCUCCGAGCGUCUACGCCGCUGGGUUUGGUCACCGCUGUCGACGGCUGAUAUACACGGUGACUGGCGUAGCUCCCCUACCUACGAAGGAGUUCUCGGAGCCUGUUACUGCCACUGAUUCACGCCUUCGGUCGUUCUAUACCUUCACGCCUGGACAUGUGGAAGGAGACGCCCUGCUUAUAGUUAUUCUGGCUGUACUUUAA
Desarmillaria tabescens is the source of this 774-nucleotide messenger RNA. RefSeq lists its product as uncharacterized. The record is from RefSeq and is a predicted model, not a curated record. The coding region runs from base 1 to 774 and encodes 257 amino acids. The transcript is spliced from 8 exons. Lineage: Eukaryota; Fungi; Basidiomycota; Agaricomycetes; Agaricales; Physalacriaceae.